AUGGCGCCGCACAAGCUUCCGGAGCAGGAUGGCAAGCGGCAAUGGGCGAUGGGCACCGAGGCCUUUGAGCGCAAGAUGCCCCAUCACCAGGGAAUCAAGGCUCUCUGGGAGACCAAGUGGAAAUUUCCGUGCACCAAGAGUGUGUACCCCUUCCACGACGGCCAGUACGAGGAUUUCGAGCCCAUUUUCGAACACCUGAUCAAGAACAACAUCAACGAUGGGACCUCGACCGCGUACACCGAAGCCUUCUUCCCCAUCGCCGAGGCCCUGACUGCGAAGGGCGACAAGCAAAUGUCGUCCGGAAACAAGGAAGAGGCCAGCGCCCUGUACCUCCGCGCAUGCACCGUGUACCGCAUCGCUCGAUUCCCCUACAUCACGGCGUAUCCCGAGGUCAGUUGCCCAGUCAAGUGGAAGGCGUGGGAGGCACAGAAGGAGGUGUACCUGAAGGCGGCGCAGUCGUGGGACUGCCCCAUCAACGACAUGGCUAUUCCGCACAAGCACGCCAAGGGCGGCGACCGCAAGUCGAUCCCGGCCUAUGUCAGGGUGCCCCACGGAGCGUCCAAGAGCAACCCCAGCCCGGUGGUGCUCCUGAUGACCGGCCUUGACGGAUACCGUCCCGACAACACGGUCCGUUCUGACGAGUUCCUGGCCCGCGGAUGGGGCAGCGUCAUCGUCGAGAUCCCCGGAACCGCCGACUGUCCCGCCGACUCGGCCGACCCGGAGAGCCCCGAUCGUCUGUGGAGCAGCGUCCUCGACUGGAUGGCCGCCGACGGCCGGUUCAACAUGGACCGCGUCAUGGUCUGGGGUCUCAGCUCCGGAGGUUACUACGCCAUUCGCAUUGCGCACACCCACAAGGACCGUUUGAUCGGUUCCAUCGCGCAGGGAGCCGGAUGCCAUUACUUCUUCGACCAAGAGUGGCUGGAGAAGGCCGACGGCCACGAGUACCCGUUCCUUUUGACCCCGGCAAUGGCGAUGAAGCACGGCUACAAGUCGGUUGAUGAAUACAAGGCAGGUGUCCAGAAGAAGUUCUCCUUGCUCGAGACUGGCAUCAUCGAGAAGCCGUCCACCCGCUUGCUAUUGAUCAACGGCACCCUGGAUGGACUGAUGCCCAUUGAGGAUUCGAUGAUGUUGUUCGAGUAUGGUACGCCUAAAGAGGGCAGGUUCUUCUCGGGAGCAUUGCACAUGGGCUAUCCCAUGGCGAACGCGUCCGUCUAUCCGUGGAUGGAGAGCGUCAUGGCUAGCAAGGCUUGA
Molecule: messenger RNA, 1251 nt
Organism: Colletotrichum karsti
Lineage: Eukaryota; Fungi; Ascomycota; Sordariomycetes; Glomerellales; Glomerellaceae
Product: pigment biosynthesis protein ayg1
Exons: 4
Coding region: 1-1251 (416 amino acids)
Source: RefSeq, a predicted model, not a curated record